This is a messenger RNA of Ictidomys tridecemlineatus (thirteen-lined ground squirrel), 4213 nucleotides long. NCBI's taxonomy places the organism in Eukaryota, Metazoa, Chordata, Mammalia, Rodentia, Sciuridae. The record is from RefSeq and is a predicted model, not a curated record.
UCCCUGUCCAGUCUGAGGGCCAGCUGGAGUGUGGGCUGCUGGGUGGGAACCACGUCGGUCCUGGGCCCUAGGAAGGAGGCAAGACCCGGCAGCCCCUGACGCACCACCUGUACCCUCCGCCUGGCGCCACCCCGAGUUCCCGUAGAGACAGGUCCCCAACAUUGCCACCACCAUGGAUCACUCCUUCAGCGGUGCACCGCGCUUCCUGACCCGACCCAAGGCUUUCGUCGUGUCUGUGGGCAAGGACGCCACACUGAGCUGCCAGAUCGUGGGCAACCCCACGCCACACGUAAGCUGGGAGAAGGACCGGCAGCCGGUGGAGGCAGGCGCACGCUUCCGACUGGCCCAGGACGGCGACAUAUACCGCCUCACUAUCCUGGACCUAGCGCUUGGCGAUAGCGGGCAGUAUGUGUGCCGCGCGCGCAACGCGAUUGGCGAAGCCUUUGCGGCCGUGGGCCUGCAAGUGGACGCUGAGGCCGCGUGUGCUGAGCAGGCACCACACUUUCUGCUACGGCCUACGUCCAUCCGCGUGCGCGAGGGCGCUGAGGCCACAUUUAGCUGCCGCGUGCGCGGCUCGCCACGACCAGCUGUGAGCUGGUCCAAGGACGGGCGGCGCCUGGGUGCACCAGACGCCCCCCGUGUACGCGUGGAGGAGCAAGGCGAGGCGAGCAAGCUGCGCAUCCGGGCGGCGCGACCGCGGGACGGUGGCACCUACGAGGUGCGGGCAGAGAACCCGCUGGGUGCAGCCAGUGCUGCUGCCUCGCUGGUGGUAGAUUCAGAUACGGAAGCUGCCAGCCCACCUGGGGCCUCCACGGCAGCGCUCCUGGCUCACCUGCAGCAGCGACGUGAAGCCAUGCGCGCAGAGGGCGUCCCCGCCUCACCACCCGGCGCCGGCACCCGCACCUGCACUGUGACAGAGGGCAAACACGCGCGUCUCAGCUGCUACGUGACGGGUGAGCCCAAGCCUGAGAUCGUGUGGAAGAAGGAUGGGCAGCUGGUGACAGAGGGACGGCGACACGUGGUGUAUGAGGAUGCGCAAGAGAACUUCGUGUUGAAGAUUCUGUUCUGCAAGCAGUCGGACCGCGGCCUCUACACCUGCACGGCGUCCAACCUCGUGGGCCAGACCUACAGCUCCGUGUUGGUGGUGGUGCGAGAGCCCACCGUGCCCUUCAAGAGGCGGCUGCAGGACCUGGAGGUGCGGGAGAAGGAGUCUGCCACGUUCCAGUGCGAGGUGCCGCAGCCCACCACCGAGACUGCGUGGUUCAAGGAGGAGACGCGGCUGUGGGCGAGCGCCAAGUACGGCAUCGAGGAGGAGGGCACCGAGCGCAGGCUGACAGUGCACAAUGUCUCAGCUGACGACGACGCCGUGUACAUCUGCGAGACCACGGAGGGCAGCCGCACUGUGGCGGAGCUCGCUGUCCAAGGGAACCUGACGCGGAAACUGCCCCGGAAGACAGUGGUGCGCGAGGGGGACACUGCCAUUUUUUGCGUGGAGCUAGCAGUGCCUGAGGGCCCUGUGCGCUGGCUGAGGAACCAGGAGGAGGUGGUGACUGGUGGCCGAGUGGCCAUCACAGCGGAAGGCACGUGCCACAUGCUGACCAUCUUUCAGUGCAGCUUGGAAGACAUGGGGGAGGUGGUCUUCAUGGCUGGAGACUCCCGCACUUCCACCCAGUUCUGCGUGUCUGCCCCCAGGAGGCCACCUCUCCACCCCCCUGUGGACCCUGUGGUGAAGGACAGAACGGAGAGUUCUGUGACCCUUGGCUGGUAUCCACCACCCCCCGGGGACCGCCCUGUGACCAUUGAUGGCUACCUGGUGGAGAAGCGGCGGCUGGGUACCUACAUCUGGAGGCGGUGCCACAAGGAUGAGUGGGUGGCCACACCUGAGCUCACCGUCACAGGUGUGACUGAGGAGGGUGACUUCCAGUUCAGGGUGUCAGCUGUCAACAGCUUUGGCCAGAGUCCAUACCUGGAGUUCCCAGGGACCAUCCACCUGGCCCCCGAGCUGGCCGUGAGGACGCCCCUGAAGGCAGUGGCAGCAGUGGAGGGUGGAGAAGUCACCUUCUCUGUGGACCUUACUGUGGCCUCUGCUGGUGAAUGGUUCCUGGACGGGGUGGCUCUGAAGGCCAGCCGCACGUAUGUGAUCCGCUGUGAUCGCACCCGGCAUACACUCACCAUCCGAGAGGUGCCUGCCAGCCUGCAUGGGGCACAGCUCAAGUUUGUGGCUGAUGGCAUUGAAAGCAGCAUUCGGAUGGAGGUCCGAGCAGCUCCUGGGCUGACUGCCCACAAGCCACCAGCGGUAGCCGCUCGCGAGGUGCUGGCCCGGCUACAUGAGGAGGCUCAGCUGCUGGCUGAGCUGUCGGACCAGGCUGCAGCUGUGACGUGGCUGAAAGACGGCCGUGUGUUACCUCCUGGGCCCAAGUACGAGGAACAGGCUUCAGCUGGGCGGCGGGCACUGCUAGUGCGCGACGUGGGGAAGGAUGACGCUGGCCUCUAUGAGUGUGUCAGCCGCGGGAGCCGUGUUGCCUACCAACUGUCUGUGCAAGGCCUCACGCCCUUUCUACGCAAAGACACAGUGGGCGGCUGUGUGGAUGCUGAGUUGGGGGGCCCGGCGAGGUUUGAGUGUGAGACCGCGGAUGCCCACGUCCCCGUGUGCUGGUUUAAAGAUGGCAAGGAGCUGGGUGGCUCCUGCCAGCGCUUCUCUCAGGAGGACGUGGGGACCUGGCAUCGGCUGGUAGUGGCCUCGGUCAGCAGGCAGGAUGAGGGCACCUACUCCUGCCGUGUGGGUGAGGACUCUGUGGACUUCUACCUAAGGGUCUCUGAGCCCAAAGCUGUGUUUGCCAAGGGGCAGCCGGCACAAAGCGAGGUGAAAGCUGAGGCAGGGGCGAGUGCCACUCUGAGCUGUGAGGUGGCCCAGGCCCAGACAGAGGUGACAUGGUACAAGGAUGGGAAGAAGCUGAGCCAGAGCUCCCAGGUGCGCGUGGAGGCCUCUGGCUGCAGGCGGCAGCUGGUGGUGCAGCAGGCAGGCAAGGCGGAUGCUGGGGAGUACAGCUGCGAGGCUGGGGGCCAAAGGAUCUCCUUCCACCUGGACGUCACAGAGCCCAAGACUGUGUUUGCCAAGGGGCAGCUGGCACACAGUGAGGUGAAGGCCCAGACGGGGGCCAGCGCCACCCUGAGCUGCGAGGUGGCCCAGGCCCAGACAGAGGUGACAUGGUACAAGGAUGGGAAGAAGCUGAGCCAGAGCUCCCAGGUGCGCGUGGAGGCCUCUGGCUGCAGGCGGCAGCUGGUGGUGCAGCAGGCAGGCAAGGCGGAUGCUGGGGAGUACAGCUGCGAGGCUGGAGGCCAGAGGAUCUCUUUCUGCCUGGACGUCACAGAACCCAAGACUGUGUUUGCCAAGGGGCAGCUGGCACACAGUGAGGUGAAGGCCCAGGCGGGGGCGAGUGCCAUUCUGAGCUGUGAGGUGGCCCAGGCCCAGACAGAGGUGACAUGGUACAAGAAUGGGAAGAAGCUGAGCCAGAGCUCCCAGGUGCGCGUGGAGGCCUCUGGCUGCAGGCGGCAGCUGGUGGUGCAGCAGGUGGGCAAGUCGGACACUGGGGAGUAUAGCUGUGAGGCCGGGGGCCAGAGAGUCUCCUUCCAUCUGGACGUCAUAGAGCCCAAGGUGGUGUUUGCUAAAGAGCAGCUGGCACACACCGAGGUGAAGGCCGAGGCGGGGGCCAGUGCCACUCUGACCUGUGAGGUGGCCAAGGCCCAGACACAGGUGAUGUGGUACAAGGAUGGGAAGAAGCUGAGCCAGAGCUCCUGGGUGCGAGUGGAGGCCUCUGACUGUAGGCGGCAGCUGGUAGUGCAGAAGGCGGGCAAGGCAGAUGCUGGGGAGUACAGCUGCGAGGCCGGAGGCCAGAGGGUCUCCUUCCACCUGGACAUCACAAAGCCCAAGGUCCUGUUUGCCAAGAAGCAGCCUGCAUGCAGCGAGGUGAAAGCCCAGGCGGGGGCCUGCGCCACUCUGAGCUGCGAGGUGGCCCAGUCCCAGACAAAGGUGACAUGGUACAAGGAUGGGAAAAAGCUAAGCCAGAGCUCCCAGGUGCCCGUGGAGGCCUCUGGCCGCAGGCGGCAGCUGGUGGGGCAGCAGGUGGGCAAGACGGACGCUGGGGAGUACAGCUGUGAGGCCGGGGGCCAGAGAGUCUCCUUCCAUCUGGAUGUCACAGGGCUGAGCCAAUGA